AUCAGAUUCUCUUCGCUGAAAAAAAAAAAGAAAAAGAAACCACAAAGAAUCUCUUUUGAGAUCCAGCAAUACAAUGUCAAUUUCCCUUUAAUCUCGCCUCUAUUACAAUUAGGGUUUUCUCUCUCUAUCAUCUUCAAUAUUAAAUUACGACUAACCCAACUCUCUCCUCACUCAAUUAUGUGCCUAGUGUUUAUUUGUUUUGGGUUUCUAGAUUCGAGUCACCUCUAAAAUCUGGUUUCUCUUGGACCGGAUCAAAUCUUCAACUCAGGUUCUACUGGAUUUUGGUGGGAUUUUCGUUGUUGUUUGAAAUAUUGACUUUUGGGUAUUUGGGUUUGAAUUGCUGAUAAUGAGGAGUUGAAAUUGGCUGAUUUGUGUUUGGUCGGUGUUGCAUGUUGAGAAUUCUUGAAAUUGGGGCUUGAAUUCAACACUUUUUUGUUGAUUGCAGAUACGUGUUUGGCUUUUAAUAAGUUUUAGUGUUUUUAGGGUUUGGCUUUGAUUUGGUGACUCUGCAUGUGGGAGCAGCAAGGGGUCCUCUGCUAGACUGUGGAGGAUCCCUAUGAAUUGUUUUAUUAUUGCCUAGUUAUUAUUGUUGAAGAGGGUGAGCAAAUUGGAGAAAUGCAAAUGAUAACGGUCAGUUGAUUUGGAGAUUCUGUUUUGGCAAGUUGAGGAGUUUUGCAUAAUUGGUAUUCAUUGUCAAGCAUAUUUAUAUAAAUUAUUUUGGGUGGGAAAUGUUUGGUUCUGGUGCAGCGACUGCCCAUGAUAAUGCUGGAGUGGUUCCUAUGCGCUUUGUGUGGCCUUACGGAGGGAGGAGUGUGUUUCUCAGUUUCUCUUUCACUGGUUGGACUGAACACAUACCUAUGUCUCCAAUGGAGGGUUGCCCGACUGUGUUCCAAGUUAUUUGCAGCUUAACACCGGGACACCACCAGUACAAAUUUUUUGUUGACGGACAAUGGCGGCAUGAUGAGCACCAACGUUCUGUAAGUGGGAAUUAUGGGGUAGUAAAUACUGUUUUUGUACCAAGGGAACUGUACAUGGAUCCUCCAGUUUUUGAUCUCGAGACAUCUGGAUCUAAUAUGGAGCUGGAUGAUGUCUUUUCACGUACAGAAGCAAUCGCGAGGGUGUCAGAAGCUGAUUUCCAGGUUUCUCAUCACCGUAUUUCUGCAUUCUUAGCCACACAUACUGCAUAUGAGCUGCUUCCUGAGUCAGGCAAGGUUGUUGCCUUGGAUGUUAAUGUACCAGUUAAGCAAGCAUUCCAUAUUCUCCAUGAACAGCGUGUCCCUAUGGCUCCUCUUUGGGACUUUCUAAAGGGCCAGUUUGUUGGAGUUCUCAGUGCACUGGACUUUAUCUUGAUUCUGAGGGAGCUGGGGAAUAAUGGAUCUAACUUGACGGAGGAAGAAUUGGAGACACAUAGUAUAUCAGCUUGGAAGGAAGGAAAAUUACAUCUUAGCAGACAAAUGGAUGGCAAUGGGAGAGCACAUCCUAAACAUCUUGUACAUGCUGGGCCGUACGAUUCCUUGAAAGAUGUUGCAUUGAAAAUUUUGCAAAACAAAGUAUCGACAAUUCCCAUUAUUCAUUCUUCUUCACGAGACGGUUCAUUUCCCCAGCUAUUGCAUCUUGCUUCUCUUUCAGGAAUACUAAAGUGUAUAUGCAGGCACUUUAGGCACUCUGCUAGCUCCUUGCCUGUUCUUCAACUACCAAUUUGUAGAAUUCCUCUAGGUACAUGGGUUCCAAAAAUUGGGGAAUCAAAUGCACAGCCAUUUGCUAUGUUGCGACCAAAUGCUUCUCUUGGUGAUGCCCUAUCUCUGUUAGUUCAGGCUGAAGUAAGUUCAAUACCAAUUGUAGAUGACAAUGAUUCACUCUUAGACAUAUACUCAAGGAGUGAUAUCACUGCUUUGGCAAAAGACAAAGCCUAUGCACAGAUUCAUCUUGAUGAAAUCAGUAUCCAUCAGUCUGCUGCCCCUAUUCUACUAGGCAUUGCAAUUGGGACAAGAUGCAAAUUCACCGUAUGGAUUCUACAAUGGACAGAGAUGUCAGAUGUGUUUGGGAUCCGAUCCUCUACACAAAGUGAUGGAGCAAUUGGCAAAUCCUGGUGUAAGGAGACUUUUGAUUGUGGAGGCUGGUAGCAAGCGUGUUGAAGGGAUCAUCUCCUUGAGUGAUGUGUUCAAUUUUCUGCUUGGUUAGCCUAGAUGUUAGCAAUUAUUUGCAUGGAAAUAUAUGCUAUGGUAACACUGAUGAUGGCUCAUUUCUUUCUUAUAUGUUCUGUAAAGUCUCUCUUCAUUGGAAGGGCCCCAUUCUUCUGAGCCCGCCCUCUUUUUAUGGUAGAAAAUUCAGAGAGCAUAAAAAAAUUUGUAAAUUGUGAGUAUUCAAAAUUUCCCCUUACAACCCAAUUAUUAUCAACUCAAUUGUGCUACUGUAGCAGCUUUCAUGUUUUAGUGAUUACAGAAAAUGAGGCUUAAAGUGCAGGAAACUGCAUGCGGCAUUCCAUACUGUUGGUGGGUUGUGCAUAAGAAUUGUGGGUGGUUGCUUAUUUUCAAUUUCUAAUUCUGCUCUCUUUUCUACUGCAGCAUUUUCAGUUCAUUUAUGAUUAUUUUCAAUGUUCCAUGAUCUUGUGAAUUGGGUGGUAUAGGAACACAAGUGGAAUUUGCUUUGAUGGUACAAAAAAUCCUGCUGAAUAAUUAUUGUCUUGUAUCUGAGAUUGUUUAUAGAGGGGGAUGUGCUUAGAUUGCGUUUGUCCUACAUCUGUAAUAUUUCAUUAAAGGCUCAAAAUUGCAGGGCUUUGUUUUUGGAGCUUUAAUUGAGACCUAAUUGGUUCUUUUGGAUUAUAACCAUCAUACAGGACAUUCAUACUUU
Molecule: messenger RNA, 2850 nt
Organism: Manihot esculenta (cassava)
Lineage: Eukaryota; Viridiplantae; Streptophyta; Magnoliopsida; Malpighiales; Euphorbiaceae
Product: sucrose nonfermenting 4-like protein
Exons: 13
Coding region: 729-2123 (464 amino acids)
Source: RefSeq, a predicted model, not a curated record